Molecule: messenger RNA, 405 nt
Organism: Staurois parvus
Lineage: Eukaryota; Metazoa; Chordata; Amphibia; Anura; Ranidae
Source: the annotation of a GenBank genome assembly
GGCGGUAUGGCCGGGCUAUGGCGAGGGUACCAGAGGUUAUUGGCCGCUCACCCCUGGAAGGUACAGAUCAUCACCGCAGGGUCCCUGAUGGGGGUGGGAGAUGUCAUUUCCCAGCAAUUGGUGGAGCGGAGAGGAGUGCAGGGUCACAGUGUGGAGAGGACGCUGAAGAUGAUGGGGGUUGGACUCUGUUUUGUGGGCCCGGUGGUCGGUGGUUGGUAUAAAGUUCUGGAUGGUCUGGUUCCCGGGAGCAGUAAGACUGUAGCCUUGAAGAAGAUGCUUCUGGACCAGGGGGGAUUUGCCCCGUGCUUCCUCGGAUGUUUCCUCAUCAUCGUCGGCUCACUGAACGGCCUGUCCAAGGAGGAGAUCUGGGACAAGCUGAAACGGGUGAGGAAAAUGACCACAUGA